Amoebophrya sp. A25 is the source of this 3640-nucleotide messenger RNA. NCBI's taxonomy places the organism in Eukaryota, Dinophyceae, Syndiniales, Amoebophryaceae. The record is from the annotation of a GenBank genome assembly.
AGGCAAGGCACUGCCCGGUGGAGGUGUCCCCUCUUGAGAAGAGAAUGUGGGGUUUUGAGAGUAUGAAGUGUCAACAAAAUUACUUCAAAUGUUGGUAGAUGUCAAGAUGAGAUAUUAGAAAAAGAUGAGACCGCCGGGACGUCGUCGUAGCCACGUGCUGGCGACAGCACUCUGCGUCUGGUUUUCGACUGCAACCCAGACCGUCGCAGCUUCAGCUUCCUCCACUGCCACAGCUGACCACGACCAACCAUGGAUCCCAUCUCCGAUCCGCAGUUUUUUCGGCCCCAUCUUCCUGCAAGAACGCAAAGCCAACCUUCUCGCGUGUAGUGGGUUCGGCACGGCUAUCAAUGGAAUCUGCCUAUGCGACUCAGCGCACAUCGGACCUAACUGCGAGUACGACAGAUGCACAGCGGAUUGCAAUAAUCGCGGCAAGUGCUUGCCAGAUCGCAAGUGCCAGUGCGAUGACGGAUGGAAGGGCGCUGUAUGCGAGACGAAAACGCUUAGCGUCUUGAGUACUUUGCGCGACGCAGAUCUAGAAGUGGAAGUGAACGGGCCUCUGGUGCCUCCGUCCGCUGUUAUGGGAGCGAUGUAGGCUACUUCUUUAAGUGGUAGACGGGGAAACCAGAGUACAUUCAUAGUGGUUUCCUAUAGGUGAACUUGUAUCAUGUCGCAGUCAACUGGUUCUUGCCAAAGCUCUCUUCCAUGCCUCUAACCUCAAGGAGCAAAAGAAGAUCAAAAAAGUUGUCCAAACCGCAAACCAGCUGGCAGAAAGAGAAUGUCCGGGAGCUUGCAGUGGAAACGGUCAAUGCAAAGAUGGAUCGUGCUUCUGCCUUCCGGGAUUUAUGGCUUGGUUGGUUUUGUUGCCUAUAUUUAUUCUACACUGUGUUUCAUUCUCCAGAGUCGUUUCUAUCUGCAUUAGUUGAAUAAUUAUCAUCUCAGUAGAAACAGAAUCCGUUGAAUACAAAUACAUGGUUGUACUUCUAACCCCCACAGCGGACCAAGCUGCGAUAGCUAUUGUCCGAACGAGUGCACUGGUCGGGGACACUGUGUCGCUGGUGCCUGCCUCUGUUUUUCGGCUUUCAAGGGUGCUGAUUGUUCGAUUCGAAUCGCCUGCAGUGAUCACGGAAGCGAGAAUGCAGACGGAAGUUGCCUCUUUAUGGGGAGGUCUGUCUUUUCAAGGUGGCUAGUUGUAGGAUUACAGCAUAAAACUGCUGCUUAGAAUAAAACUGCUCUUCUGUAGCUUCAUUUUCCGCGACGAGGGUUUCCUCGGUGCAGACUGCAGCAUAGCAGCAACUUGUCCCGGCGACGCGAGUUGCGGUGGUCAUGGCACCUGUAAGCUUGGGACUUGCAGAUGUGACGGAGGUUUUUCCGGGAUUUCUUGCGAGACGCCUCCGAAAGAGUGCGAUCCAGCCUGUCCUUCCAAUGGCACGUGCGACCGACAGACUGGCCAGUGCAUGUGCGGUGCUGAGCCAUGUUCGAAGCCGGCUGCGGCGGAUGGAGCUGGUGGCGGGAGUAAUGCUGAAGAAUUAGGGCUGGAAGAUCUGACAUAAUUCUUCUGCAUUACUGUCUGACUAGAACAUUGAAACAAGAUUUCGCUGAAGCAGAUAAAGUGCAUAUAGUACAAAGGCACUCUAAUUGUUGAUCAUACAAAUAUAGAUCCUCUAAUUGUUGAUACCAGCAUUUUGAACCUCUUCUAAACUAACCUCUUCUAAACUAACCUCUUCUAAAUUAACCUCUUCUAAGUUAACCUCUUCUAAACUAACCUCUUCUAAGUUAAGACCUCGCCGCCAAGGCCGCCGGCGAAAUCGCUGUUGCUCCAGAAGGCAAAAGCUGUGGCGACAAUGGUUCGUGGAAUGCAAGUAUCAAAUCGUGCGAAUGCAAAGAGGGCUUUCAUGGAGAACACUGUGAAAUCGAACGUUGUGCGGGUUUCAGUGAAGAAGAUGGGAUUGACGAUUGCCACGAUCAAGGGAUGUGCAUCCAUGGCCAGUGCCAUUGCUUGGAGGGGUUUGGGAUGAAAGAUGGUAAUUCAAAUUCCAUUGCUUGGAGGGGUUUGGGAUGAAAAUUGUACUUCCUUGAAGGGUUUGCGAUGAAAGGCGGUUCUGAUUUGAUACGUUUUUCUCGGCAAUUGCUAAUGCCAGUACAUGGAUCAUGGUUGUCAUCAAUUGUGGUGUCCAAGUGUACAUUAUCAGCGGUAUCCCUGUUACGUACUUGCGCUAUAUCCGUCCUAUAACAGGUACCUCCCCAAACUCCUGCCGCGACCACGUUUGCGCCGUGGACUGCGGGAAGAAUGGCGAAUGUGUGGAAGGACAGUGUAAGUGCGCGGACGGCUGGCAGGGCAUAGGGUGUCGAGAGCCUGCCUGCAAUAACUGCAAUGGUCGUGGUUUGUGCACCUUUCUGGAUUCUGGAGUUAAGGGAGGAUCAUUUGACUACUUACGUCCUCUCACUAGAGAUUUUGCUGUAUUCAUACACACGCCAUCCAGUACCAGAUUUGCUUUCAGAGCACCUCUUCUAACUCCUAACCUGGCUGCAUCUGUAACAAAGGUUUUAGCGGCAGUCAGUGCGAAAAGUCCGCUUUCUCAGCCAAGGAAUGCCCUGGAGACUGCAAUGGUCGUGGAAUGUGCCUCGAUGGAAGAUGCGUUUGCAAAACUGGUAUUGAAAUUCGUGAUCACUCCGCAGAAAAAUAGCUCAUGUUGUUUUUAGGAACUUUGACUUUCAUUACUUCUGCUUGACUCCCCUCUCAUCCUUACAUCGCAGGUUUCUACGGUCCCGACUGUGCCUCGAAGCAAUGCGACCUAGGAAUGGCCGGGCCCGACUGCAAUUUGAAAGUCUGUCCAAAAGAUUGUAAUGGCAAAGGCCUCUGUUUUGCGGGAAAAUGCAACUGUUGGCGUGAGUAUGCCGGACCAGACUGCUCCAUACCGAAGCAGUGCUACGUAUGGCUUGGAUUUUUUUGCUUUGAAGAGUGAAAUGGACAAUUCUUGCGACUUACAUGUAACAAAUCAAGUAUGCAUCGGUGACCACAGACUUCAAUGAAUCAUAAUUUCAUUUCCACUAUUUCUACCUUUCUUCAAGAACAAUGUUCUUAUCAUCUCUAACUCACGGAGCCUGUUUCGAAGCCUGUGCUCCAGGGAGUGCGCCUGAACGUUGCGAAUUCUGUAAGGGGCAAUGCCUCACUCUCUCGAACAGUCCGGUUUUGGGGAAGCAUAAUCCGAUGGACGAUUUGGCGCAGAGUUUCCUGUAAAACAAGUGUGGAUGCAGCUACGCUUCAACAUAGGACUUGCAACUUUCAUAUUCAACUGCAGGUCGUCAAUAAGCAAGCGGGAUGGAUGAACUCGUGAAGUUUUGUUGUAGUAAGAGUACGACCAUCUCUCUCGAGCCUGUUUCGUCCCGGACAACGCGGCCUGGCCGUAGAGCCGCGGACCUUUAACCUUGAACCUCUCUUCGAAUUUUCUUUUCCACUGCAGAGCACGCACUACCUAGAAAAUUGAUGUGUACUAACGUGUUUCGUCGUUUAAGAUUUGAUAUGAUUUUUUCUUUUCCAUAUGGCAAGAGAAAGAGCAAUAGCACCUUCCUCCGUCCAUAUUGCAAACAGUUUUUCCAAUGAGGCAGCGCCAGAGGCACAUGGAUUAUGACGGGACAGCAC